AACGUGUUGGCCAACAGUAUUAAAUUACUGCACACCAUGAAGAUUCUUUUCUUUGUAUUUUUGUCAGUUACUUUCCAGCUAUCAUACGCACACUCGUCAUGCCCUGUGGAAGGAAGCGUAGAAUAUAUGAAUAAAUGCUUCUGGGUUACCAUGGCGCCAACAUCGGCUGGCGUUAAUUACGAUAAUGCAAAAAAACUAUGCGAAGAAAAGAACGCUAAUCCAGCAAACAUUUACAGCGAAAGUCAUUACAAUUCCAUCAUGGCCUACCUUCGCAAAGCUAGAGGAGAUUUCUACUACGUUUAUCUUGGAAUGAAAUAUGACAAAUCAAAAUUGAAAAAUUAUGACGGAAGUGCUGCAUUAUAUGUGAAAUGGAGAUCCGGUGAUCCGAUAACAGUCGUGGCAGCUAUGGUCCCUAUGACACAGGUUGCAAUAGAUAUUUUUCCCGAUCAAACAAACGGCGGUAACGGAAUGCUUACAUCAUACGAAGGGUGGAAGAAAAAGGGAGUUGUAUGCGAGGCACCAGUCAUCGAAACUUCAGCAUCUGUUUGCUUACAAGACGAUCAACACUUUACCCGUGGAGAUCAAUGCUUUUACGUAAAAAUGUCGCCAACUUCGCACGGUGUUAACUAUGCAGAGGCUGAGAAACUUUGCCUAGACGACAAUGCAUUUCCAGCAAAUAUCUACGACGCCAAACAUUACGAUGACACAAUGAAUCACCUAAGAACAACAAACCACAAAUUUCAUUACGUUUACCUUGGAAUGGAUUAUACGAAUAAAAAUUUGAAAUAUUACGAUGGAUCAAAGGCUUCAUACGCUCACUGGCGCAGUGGAGAUCCAGUAACAGUAGUAGCCAGUGGCGAAUCAAUGGACCGCGUUGCGAUUGAUGUUUUUCCAGAUGCGUCAUACGUUGGAAACGGCAUGCUAACUUCUGCUGCUAACUGGGGCAAGAAUGGAGUGAUUUGUGAAGAAUACACAAAGCGUUGCGUUGACCAAGCAAAUCACAUUUUGCAUGGAGAUUCGUGUUUUUGGGUAGAAAUGACGCAAAAAACACCUGGUAUUAACUACGAAGAAGCAGAAAAACUUUGUCGUGUCAAACAAGGUACUCCGGCAAAUAUAUACGAUGCUGAACACUACUCCAAUGCCAUGUCACUACUGCGAGAAGCUAAUAAUAUGUAUUACUUUGUUUACCUGGGAAUGAGUUACAAGAAUGAAAAACUCACGUAUUAUGACGGAAGUUCAGCUUCAUAUGCUAAUUGGCGUUACGGAGAUCCAGUGACCGCUGUGGCAAGCGGAGAACCAAUGAUUCAAGUUGCUAUUGACGUUUACCCAGAAUCCUCAAACAGUGGUAAUGGAAUGUUGACUUCUGCUCCAAAUUGGGAAAAGAAAGGAGUUUUGUGUGAACAAAAAACCCAUCGCUGCCUUAACCAUGAACAUCACUUAACACGAAAAUCAUCCUGCUUUUGGGUGGAAAUGGCGCCUAAAUCGAUGGAUCCUGGAGCCAACUUCGAAGAAGCCGAGAAGCUUUGUCGUGAUAAAGAAGGAACUCCUGCAAAUAUAUAUGAUGCCGAGCACUACUCUGAUACCAUGUCGCUGUUAAGAAAAGUUCAUAAAUCUUAUUACUUCGUUUACCUUGGAAUGGAUUAUGAGAAUCAGAAACUCAAGUAUUACGAUGGAAGUCCUGCACCUUACGCUAAAUGGCGUAACGGUGAUCCAGUCACAACUGUGGCCAGCAGAGAACCAAUGAUUAAAGUUGCGAUUGAUGUUUAUCCCGAAGAAUAUAACAGUGGCAACGGCAUGUUGACUUCUGCGCCAAAUUGGGAAAAGAAAGGAGUUGUGUGUGAACAAAAAAUUAAUCCAUGCCAUGGUUUGGACAAAUACUUCAUGUGGGGUGAUAAAUGCUUCUGGGUUGAUAUGGCCAAUGAAUCGGGCAUGUUCGUCGGCUACAAUUUCGCCGAAUCGGAAAAAGCUUGCGCUUCAAAACAAGGAACUCCGGCAAAUAUAUACGAUGCCGAACACUACGCAAAAACCAUGUCUCAUUUGAGAGAAGUCAAAGACGAAUUUUACUACGUUUAUCUUGGAAUGGAUCAUAAGGGAGGAAAUUUGAAGUAUUACGACGGCUCGACCGCUUCCUACGCCCACUGGAGACCCGGUGAUCCUCGUCCGACAAUGAGAGACGAUGAACCAAUGGACAAAGUCGCCAUUGACGUGCAUCCAAAUCCAUCUGACCCGAGGAACGGAAUGCUGACUUCUGUACACAGCUGGGAAAAGAAGGGUGUUGUCUGCGAACGUUAAAAUUUGAUUUAAUACCAGGAUAAAUUAGACAAAAAAUGGACUGAAAGAACUUUUUAAUUUUUAUGGGUGUGUAAUCAAAAGCUUAUUAAAUUAUCGCAAUGUGGAUAAUAAUAAUAAGCUCAUAAAUUACUCUUAUACAUUUUCAAUUUGCUUUUAUCAAAAUUCAAAACAAAGCAUUAAAUUUAAAUUCUCAAACAACUUAAACAGAAUGAUUCUAUAAAUAGUUUUACAACCAAAAGUUAUAAGGUUCUACUUCUUGGUGAUUCUUUAGGAUAAUUCUGUUAACAUAAGCUAUGGCGACGGGUGUUGUCUUUCAUUGUGGGCAAUAGUUAGCUAAAAACAGUUCCAAUCUAGUGAUCCACAACUUGCUUGACUCAAUUUGACAUGACUAAUAAGCAUAAGUUUUGGUGGCAAAAAAUAUAAAAAAAAAUGGAUACAA
This is a messenger RNA of Styela clava, 2731 nucleotides long. Its product is annotated as macrophage mannose receptor 1-like. The record is from RefSeq and is a predicted model, not a curated record. NCBI's taxonomy places the organism in Eukaryota, Metazoa, Chordata, Ascidiacea, Stolidobranchia, Styelidae.